Scedosporium apiospermum is the source of this 222-nucleotide messenger RNA. RefSeq lists its product as uncharacterized. NCBI's taxonomy places the organism in Eukaryota, Fungi, Ascomycota, Sordariomycetes, Microascales, Microascaceae. The coding region runs from base 1 to 222 and encodes 73 amino acids. The record is from RefSeq and is a predicted model, not a curated record. The transcript has 2 exons.
AUGGCCGCCGCUAAGUCGGAGGAUUUCAACGCCAAGUAUACCGAUGCCAACUUGGCCUCGGAUGCGGCACCCUACGAUUCUGAAAGGCUCUGUAAUUUAGUGAAGAUACUCGAGGAUGCCGACAAUGGGAGCAUCAGCACAGCAGCUCCAGCGAUACUCAGCCCCGAAGAAGAACUCGAGAAUCCCUCUCGUAGGGAGGGAAGAAGAGAAAAGAAUCUCUAA